CAGACUUGCAACAUUACAUCUUUGCCACCACACACUCACCACCAUGCUGCCCUCAGCAGACGACUACAAGGCCCACGGCCUGUACAACGUCGAGCUGGACCCAGACACGGGGCUGUGCGACCCGCCGACGGGCGCCUGGCUGUCGGGCUUUGCACGCCUCGUCCCCACCCCGGCUUACCCGCUCAUCGAAGACAAGGACAAGGACCACGACAAGCACUCGACGACAGCAGGCGACAAGCACUCGAGCGUCGGCUCGCUCGCCGUCGCCGUCAGCCCGUACCCGCCCUGCUCGGCAGAAAUGGCCACGGUCCACUCUGCGUCCAUGUCGUCGAUUGACGACUCGAGCUCGGCUGGUCCAAGUAAGAAGUCGGCGUUUCGGAGGACAUCAAUCUCGGCCCAGGCGGGGUCGCGUGUCCGCUUCCACUUUUGCCCCCAUGGAGACUCGCAAUCCGCAGCAUACUUUCGCCGCACAUGCCAGGUCAAGGCGCUCGAUACCGUCAGCGAUAUUGGCGAGCGGCCAUGGGCGGCCAUGAGCGUCGACAACAGCCAGGCCGACGACGACGUGCCAAUACCAGAGUCGUCGCCGCCCCUCUCCGAGACGGCGACGACGACGACAUACCGCCGCUACCAGGUCCACCUGCGCUUCCUCGCCUGGUGGGAGGACGACCUGGGCCUCUGGGUCAUUCUCCAAGCGGAGGAAGUGCACACCCUCGAGAUGCUGAGCGGCGCGUGGGGCGACGUCGUUGGUCACUCUUGGCCGCAGCCUUACGAGACAAGGGUGAACGGCGGCAGCGUCGGCGGCGGCAGCGGCUCUUCGGCGCCGGAUAUCGACACGCCGCGCGCGACAGUCACGACAAACCCAUUGGCGUUCGUGCCUCUCGACCACCCCGUCGGCUAUGGGGGCAGCGUCGGCGGCUCUGUGACGAAUGGAGGAGGAGCACCGUUCGAGUCGCCCAAACUUGGGCCAAUCUGCUGGGCAGACGCCUGUGACCUCCUUUAUCAAUGUGUUGCGUGCCUCCAGGCGCUGCACGACCGGCACAUCUCGCUCAACUGGUGCCAUCCAAAGUGUUUCGCCGUCAUCAACGGCCGCGUGGUCGUCAACCGCUUCUGGCACAUUACAGCCAUGCCGGGCUUCUCGCUGCCGCACUAUCUUUCGCCGGCGCUGGCAGCGUCGACGCUGUUCACGCGCGAGCCGCUCGACCACAGCUCGUCCAACCUGACCGAAGAGUUUGUCUUCCGCCACCUCCGCUACCUCGCCCCCGAGGCCGCCAUCUCCAGGCGCGUGUCCCACAGCAACGACAUUUACGGCUGGGGCGUGCUGGCCUACGAGCUGCUGACGGGAGAUACGAUUGACGGCGGGCCUGAUACGCCUGAUCUCCAUGAGGUCGAUCUGCUCGCCGACGUGCACAGACACGUCACGAACGAGGUCACCCCGCCCGCAGAGUACCUCGAGCGCAUGGUCGGCAUGGGCGGCCGCGACACGGCGCUUGAUAUGCCGCCAAAGCAGCUGUCCGACAUCAUUAUGCGCGCAUUGGCAAAGGACCCAGAGGACCGGUAUCACCGCCUCGACGGGCUCGCGUACGAUCUGCGCAAGUUGUCCCAAAUCGUCCGCGCGAACGGCGACCUGUCAAAGUUUACCGUCGGCGAGGUAGACAGAAUGUCGCGCUUCAGCCUGCCCCGGACCACGAUUGAGCGUCAGCCGCACCGCGACGCGCUGGACGCGGCAUUCGACGUCCUCCAGCAAGACUCGUCGCAGAGCAGCAUUGUGUGCGUAUGGGGACAAAGCGGUACCGGCAAGACGCGCCUCGUCGAGGACUGGGCCAGCGUGCUCGAGGAGGCCAACCGCGGCCGCAAGUGUCUCGUCGGCCGCGCGAGACCAGACGAGCACGUGAAGAAGCCGCUCGCGAGCUUUGUCCAGAUCUUCCAGUCCCUCCUCGACAGAGUGCUCACAGACCCGCGCGAGGACGCAAAGGAGUGGCUGCGCAAGAUGAAGGCGGCGCUUGGGUCCCAGUGGAUGUUCUUUGCCGGGCUCUUGUCGCAGGAUGCGCGCCGGCUGAUUGGCGACGAUACCCAAGCAAGGGCACGGAGCAUAGACUGGGAAAACUUCCUCGUCGCGUUUCGGUCUUGGUCCCGGAGACUGCUCCAGCUCUUCGCCACCCGAGAGCGGCCCCUCAUCCUCGUCAUCGACGACUCACAGUGGCUCGCGGCGGACGAGGUGGAGAUCUGGCGCCACAUCAUCGACGGAUCCCAGCCUCUCAACCACGUCCUCGUAAUCUCACUAUUGCGCACGAAUGAACCCCCCGCCCCCUCAAACCUCCUCUCCAUCAGCUCAACCACCAUCGAGGUCAAGAGACUAUCCGAAGACGGCGUGGCCCAGUUCAUCGGCACAUGUCUCAACGGCCGCGUCUCGACCUCAAGCGAGGCCAUUGUCAGCUUCCUGUACGGCGAAACGGGUGGCAGCCCGCUCUUCCUCCGCACCCUCAUGACUACGCUCGUAAAGGAGGGCGUGGUGGCGUUCGACUAUGACAGCCUGCAGUGGCGUUUUGACCUUGUCUCCCUGCAGUCACACCUCUCGGAUACUGGCUUCGACGCCUACCUCGAGGGUGUAAUGCGGCGACUGCCAGCCGAUGUACAGCAGCUCCUCAUUUUGCUCUCUCGCCUCCCCUCUGCUGGCUUCCCACUCCGCCUGCUUGCUAUGGCUCUGGACAAGACACCAGCAGAGACCGACAACAUUGCCCAGCUCGCCGUGUCCGCCGGUGCACUCACAGUGCGCAACGGCACUGUAAGAUUCACGCACGAUAGACAGAAGAUGGCCGCGUACCGCCUCAUCCCCCUGGCCGAGGCUGGUACGAUGCACCAGCGCUUGUUCAAGUUCCUGUCGCUGCCCGACCUGCUCGGCGACUAUGUCUUUGACGCUGUCGAGCACGCCUUGACCGCCAGAGAUCUCGGGACGGCCGUCGCCGAAACGCACGUCAUCCUGCGCUUGCUCCUCGACGCCGCGCAGAGAGCCGCUUCGUCGGCCAGCUUCACGUCGGCAAAGCACUACGUCGACCAUGCCACACGCAUCGUCGAGGAGACUGGCGGUAUCGACGGGUGGAUCAACUCGCACCGCACAAUGUACUUUCGCUACGUGCGCCUGGAAACCGAGAUUUCCAGCGUCUUUCACGAGCACGCUGUUGCGUUCGACCUGCUGGAACAAAUCAAGCCCUAUUGCGAGACGUCGUUGGAGAAGAUCAGCACUGCGACGCUGCUGGUGAGGCAACUCAUCGCUGCGAACAAGCAUCAUGUUGCGGUGGAACGCCUGCUUGAAACUCUCGACGAGUUCGGCUACAAUCCCGAGAACCCUACUUCUGUCAAGCUGUGGAGGCCGAUGACGGCAGCAGAUGUUGAACAGCUCAGCGACGAGCUUGUCGACGAACCUGACGGCGAGGAGACUGAGCUCACGCUCAUCAUGUCGCUGAUUGCGUACGCCGGUCCCACAAUCUACAUAACCUUGCCCGAGCGCAGGCACAACCUGUUCAUCCUCGGCCUGUCGGUCAUCAAGGCACAUGGAAAGAUCCACGAGGGCUCAGGCUACAUUCUGUCGGUGCACUCGAUCACCAACCACGACGCCCCGGUCCAGUAUGCGCUCAUGAUCUUGAGCAAGCGUGUCGCUCGCCUUCGCCCCAACAGAUUCCUCACCAGCGCCGCGCUCAUCGCGAACGCGUCUCAGUCGCAUCGCUUCAUGCCCCUGGCCCAGGUCGGUGAAGCGAUGGAGCAGGCGUUCGAGUCGUCAUUCACGCUCGGCGACUACGAGAUUGCCUGCUAUGUUGGAGCACUCGACCUCGCCGCGAGGCUGUUUGACGUCACUCCUGUCGCCUGGGACAUUGUGUCGAGACGAUACGAACUCGUCAAGGCCUACUCGACCCUGUCGCACCGUGGCCUCGUCAACAUCCCGCUGCAGUACGGCGAAUGCUUGUCGCGCAUCAACAAGUUUGGCCAGCCAUGGGACCUCGAGGGGUCCUUCUUUGGUGUCAGCGAGCUCGAGGCCAUCAGCGGCCUCGCACUUCACCAGGGCGUGUUCCACACCUUUACGUUGCGCCUCAAGCUCAUGUACAACGCACCCGAGGCUGAAAUCAGAGCCAGCUUCAAGUUGCUCGAACAGACGGUCGAGUCGAUGGAGGGACUCAUCUUUGGCCACGAAGGUCUGUUCCUCCUCGCGGUCGCCGAGAUCCGCCUCGAUCUCCCCGAUCACUGGGUCUCCAAGGUGACAGAGUUCUUCAACCGCUACGCGCAAUACACCGAGGAUGUUCAAGAUCGCAUCUCGUUCCUCAAGGCCUUGCCGCUACUCAAGGCCGAGACGAUGCACCAAGUGCUGGAGCCCUUCGAGGCGACUGUGCAGGCGUUCGACGCCCGCGGUAACAACAUGCUCUCCGGGUGGCUCAACUAUUGGAUGUCGGACGAGAUUGUACGUCGAUUCCAAUCGCCCAAGCUCGCCGAAGGGUUUAUCCGUGCUUCCUUUGAAGCAUACCACAAGCACGAGGCGUGGGGUCUGUGCCAGAUGAUCCAGGACAGGUGGCCCAGCAACACUCCCGACAUGACCCUGCCGCGCCGCGGGCCGGCCGAGGCGUUCUCCACCGACAACAUCAUGCCUCCGCUCCAUAGACCGUCGCUCUCCGGGGUGAGCGAGGCACACCAGUCGUCCAAGCCGACAGAGGAUACGAGAGCCUCGGAGACGGUCAUGUCCAACGACAACCUGGACACGCUUACUCUUAUGCGCUCGUCCCUCGCCCUUGCGCAGGAGAAGGACAGUCUGGUGCUGCUCGGUACGCUGCUCCGAAUCCUGUGCCAGUUUGCGCGCUGCGACUAUGCUGCGAUUGGCCUCUGCGACGAGGAGGACAGGUCCAUCCUCCGACUCAAGGCUGCUGGUCCGUUCCAGCGAAUCGUGGCGUACGACCUCGACAUCAGCGACGACGCCUCACAGGCUGUGUGUCCGGCUACCAUUAUGCUGCACGUUGCACGCACGGGUAUUCCAAUCACCAAACCCGCAAAGGUGUCACGUCUUAGAAGCGAUCCGUUCUACAAUGAACGCCAGCCACGCGCGCUGUUAUGCCUGCCCAUCAUCAACCAGGGCGUGCAAUCCGGUGUCAUUCUCUUGCUGUCUAUGACGUCGGCUAGUGCUGCACUCCAGUCGGAGCAGGCACGCGAGGUUGUCAGCACCCUGGCGACCUUUGCGUACAUCAUCCACCUGCACCACGCGUUCGCCCGCAGACUCAAGGCUGAAGUGACGCAGCGAACGAGAGAGCUGACAGCUGCACUGCAAGCCAAGACGCACUUCUUGUCGCAGUGCAGUCACGAGCUCCGCAGCCCGCUCGCGGCCAUCAUGGGCUUGACGUCUGUGCUCGAAGCCAGCCCGGGCUUGUCGACAAUCCAGCGCGAGCACCUUCAGACGAUCCUUGCUAGUGGCCAGGACCUCUUGUCGCUCAUCAGCAACAUUCUCGACCACUCCAAGCUCGAGUCCAACUCGGUUCUCCUCGAGCAUAUUGCGUUCAACGUCCGUGACGUUGUCGAGUCGGCGCUGGACACGAUUGCGCCCGUCGCCCAGUCCAAGACGGUCGAGCUCACCCCGCUUAGCAUGUUCAAGAAUGAUCCUCCGGGCCUCAUCGGCGACCCCUUCAGAGUCAAGCAGGUACUCCUCAACUUGCUGUCCAAUGCCGUCAAGUUUACACCCCCUGGUGGCAAGAACAGGAAGACUGCCCGUGUCACUGUGGAGCGGUCCUGGGCCCCACUCGACAAGGCCCGCAUCAAGAUCAGACUGACGAUUACGGACACUGGCGUCGGCAUCCCCCCAUCCAAGUUGCACAAGCUAUUCAAGAGCUUUUCGCAAGUUGACGAAUCGAUCACGAGGUCGUACGGCGGCAGCGGCUUGGGCCUGGUCAUCUCACGCGAUCUCGCCAGGUUGUUGGGCGGCGACUGUACCGUCGAGUCCGAGUUUGGCAAGGGCUCCACCUUUACGUUCACCUUCAUCGCCAUGCGGGACCCCGCCUGGAAGCCGAUGCCGCUGAGAAAAUUCCCCACAGAGCAAAGGUGCUGGAUCCUCUCGGCGAAAGAUAUGGUCUGGGGCGUGCUGCUCGAGGAAGACUUGAAGGAGUUCAACUGCGACCCAACGCGCUUUACCGACGAUGUGCAGCUCGCGCUGCAGAAAGGCACGGCCAACGGACUCAAUUCCGGCCAGUUUUACGACCUCCUGCUGCUUGACACGACGGUGCUCGAUCGCGAUAUUCUGGCCCAGAUGCACAAGCUCCAGCCGAAUGCCCAGGUACGCCUCGCCGUGACGAUCUAUGACGGCAUGGUCGCGACCGUCGCGACUUCCUUCUUCUAUGUGUCCCGUGCGACUCAAAUAUCGUCUGACAUGGAGAAGCUGCAGAUUCCGCGCGACCACAUCCUUGCCAGACCCCUCAAGUUUAAGUCGAUCUACGAGACGAUCCUGCCCGCGCCAGCUGACGGUCGUACCAAGGCCGCCAAGUUGACGCGCAAGAAGUUUAACAAGAACCUGGGCAAGGAAAAGCCACUCGAGGUGCUGGUGGUGGACGACUCGGCGACCAACAUUGCCGUCUGCUGCCGCAUCCUCGAGCUGUGGGGCUACAACAAUGUCGACUCUGCCGCCGACGGCCUGCAGGCUGUUGAGGCUGCCGAGAGGAAGCGCUACGACCUGAUCCUGCUGGAUCUGCAAAUGCCCGUGCUCGAUGGCUUUGGGGCGCUUCAGCGAAUCCAAACAAGUCCGCUGGCCGGCGAGCCCUGUUGCGUGUCAUUGUCUGCGAAUGUUGACAAGGCCACCCAAUCGCGUUGCAUCGACGCUGGCUUUUUUGGCGUGCUCACCAAGCCUGUCGACAUCCCGCGUCUGGGUGAGAUCUUAGCUCAAGUCUACGAGGUCCGACGCGGGUCUCAGGCGACGUCGGCAUCCAUCACGCGUAUCGGCACGCCUGCCGAACAGCAAUUGCUGUCGGCCACGCCUCAGCCAACGCCAUGACGACGGGCCGGGCGUGUAACAAACCCCCCUACAUUGUAAAAAGACUCCUCCUUUCCAUUUGUAUUGGCGGCACAGAGCCGAUCGCAACUCAUCACCACCCUGCAUAGUCAUAACCAAACACACACAUCACUGCGCACCGACCGACAGGUGCUGCCCAUCAUGCAUACUAGAUUAGUGUAAGGGGUCGGGGGUCGGGGGUCGGGGGUGACGAGGGAGAGGGAGGGGAAGUGGGAUAGGGGAGGAGGGAGAGUCGGUCGGCGAGUUACGGCCUGCGCGGCGAGGACCUCGUUGCUGAGGAGCGGGGGCAGCGGACCGUCGUCGUAUGUGCGUGUGUGCGUGCUCCACUCGACAGCCUUCGCUUGCAACACGAGGUGCGCGAGGUGCGUUGCGUGCGCAUGGCGCGCUCGGCGCCGGCCGGCCAGACCAGACCGAGGGACGACCGGGCACAACCCGACCGCAGCAGCGGAGGAGGUGUUAGUUGGGUCGAGAUAAUCUAUCGCCGAGG
Messenger RNA from Vanrija pseudolonga, 7514 nucleotides. RefSeq names its product Histidine protein kinase 1. Gene Ontology annotation, molecular function: protein binding; phosphorelay sensor kinase activity. The coding region runs from base 44 to 7009 and encodes 2321 amino acids. NCBI's taxonomy places the organism in Eukaryota, Fungi, Basidiomycota, Tremellomycetes, Trichosporonales, Trichosporonaceae. The record is from RefSeq and is a predicted model, not a curated record. Gene Ontology annotation, biological process: phosphorylation; phosphorelay signal transduction system. The transcript has 14 exons.